Molecule: messenger RNA, 1870 nt
Organism: Puntigrus tetrazona (Sumatra barb)
Lineage: Eukaryota; Metazoa; Chordata; Actinopteri; Cypriniformes; Cyprinidae
Gene: igfbp7
Product: insulin-like growth factor binding protein 7
Exons: 5
Coding region: 16-912 (298 amino acids)
Biological process (GO): regulation of cell growth; regulation of signal transduction
Cellular component (GO): extracellular region
Molecular function (GO): insulin-like growth factor binding
Source: RefSeq, a predicted model, not a curated record
CCAUGAAAGUAGGAUAUGUUUACUUGUGCUAUUGUAAGUUUGUUGUCCUGCUGGGCGGGGUCUACUACCUCCAUCCCAAAGCAGAAAGAAGCAGCAGACUCUGAACCAGCCGGAGACCGUUCACACCUCACCAUGAUCCGCGUUCUGCUCUUAACACUGCUCGCUGUGGUGUCGGCGGACCGGCUGCCCCGCAGCUGCGGCACCUGCGAGCCGAGUAAGUGCGCUCCGCUGCCGGCCGAGGGCUGCUCCUCCGGGACGCUGCUGGAUGCGUGCGGCUGCUGCGAGCUCUGCGCGUCUGGAGUUGGAGAGCCGUGCGGGGGACGCGGAGCCUCGGCCAAGCGCUGCGCGUCCGGACUCGAGUGCGUCAAGGGCGACAAAGACAAGAAGAGUAAAUCGGGGGUCUGCGUGUGCAAGAGCAACUAUCCCGUGUGCGGCACUGACGGCGUCAACUACAACAACGGCUGUGAGCUGAAAGCUGCAAGCGGGAAAGCAGUGAAGGACAGCAAACCCGAAAUUAAGAUUCGAAACAAGGGCAAAUGCGCUCAAGCACCGGUUAUUGUAACACCUCCAGGAGAGGUAUGGAACGUGACUGGCUCACAGGUCUUCCUGAGCUGCGAAGCCACCGGGAUACCAACACCUGUGCUCACCUGGAGAAAAGUAUCUAAGAGCAAAGACCGGACUCUUCCACUCCCUGGAGACAAAGACAACCUGGCCGUCCAGACCCGAGGAGGCCCGGAGAAGCACGAGGUCACUGGCUGGGUGCUAAUAUCUCCACUUACCAAGGACGAGGACGGCUCCUAUGAGUGUCACGCCAGCAACAUCCAGGGAGAAGCGUCAGCCGUGGGCACCAUUCAUGUGGUGGACUCCAUCAAUGACAUUCCUCCCAAGAAGGGGAAGGAUGGUGAGCUGUAGGAGGACGUGGCCUCUGACUGAGAUGUUGAAACACUACGCCUGUGCACUGAUGACAAGCAUUUAGCGCAGUCACUGCUCACGCACUCCGCCUGAACUGCAAACAGCAGCUUGCACAUGGACACUUUAUUUUAUAGAAGUUGUUCAGAGUCACAAAAAUCCAGACACCAACAUUUCUUGAUUCCUACGCUUUACCUCACUCUACAAUGUGUCUGCCUGCAGAACAACUUCGAUACCGUAAAGCGCCAACCAAGACAACCAUCGGCUUGAUCUUUUAAAAGCUACACGUACUUAUACCCGAGAACACAAACAUUUCAUACAGCACAUCAUAUCAUUCACGCUCGCAUGCAUGCGAAGGCACUCAAAUAUCUUGUCUUUACUUAUCAUAAGCAUGUUUUGCUUCUCUUUAUUUUUCAAGAUGUUUUUGAUGAUACAGAUUGUACUCAUUCUUUUAGGUUUUUUUUCGUUUGGUUGAUGUCUAUGGUGCUGAAAAACUAUUAUUUUAAACCUCAAUUACAUGUGCACAAUUUCUAAGACUUCGAGUACUUCAUUUAAAUCAGGGUUUCUCAAAUGUUCUAGUAUGAUGGAACAAAAAAAAACAUAAUUGAGAACCAUGGGCCAACUGUUAAAUUAUAUUCAACUAGAUAUUAAUUUUUAAAUAUAAAGAACAAUACAUAUAUGAUAAAUAUUUAUAAAAAAUGAAAGUUUUUUUCUCUUUGCCUUGCAAGCCAUGUGUAUUGACGUAAAAGGAAGCCAGUAAGACCAUUUUUUGUUAAUGCCAUGAAUAAGAGAAGAGGUUUACUUUAUUUUCCUGGGUGUUAAGAAUGAAUACUUUCUGUUGGUUCCCAAAUUACGGUAGAAUUAAGUGUUGUCCUCUAAAGGUCUGAGCAUCUAAUGCAUCCAUUUAUAUGUCUUGAUAUUUGUAUAACACUAAUGAAUAAAAGAAAGAAAGUACUUGAAA